Neohortaea acidophila is the source of this 921-nucleotide messenger RNA. Its product is annotated as integral membrane protein DUF92-domain-containing protein. Bases 1 to 921 code for a protein of 306 amino acids. NCBI's taxonomy places the organism in Eukaryota, Fungi, Ascomycota, Dothideomycetes, Mycosphaerellales, Teratosphaeriaceae. The transcript has 3 exons. Gene Ontology annotation, cellular component: membrane. The record is from RefSeq and is a predicted model, not a curated record.
AUGGACAUCACCACCUUCGCCCAAGAUCACAUCUCCCAACUCACCGUCACCGUCGGCGUCAUGUCGUAUGCUCUCCUCCGCAACAAACUCACUCCCGGCGGCAUCCUCGCCGGCCUCCUCAUCGCCUUCAUCCACAUGCUGCACCCAUGGCCCGCCUUCUUCUGGCUCCUCAUUGUCUUUUUCCUGCUCGGCACAUUUGUCACAAAAAUCGGCCACAAAGCCAAACUCCAUCUCACCCACUCCUCCACCGGCGGCUCAGGCGGCGAAGGCCCACGCACAUCAUCUCAAGUCUUUGCCAAUUCAGGCUUCGCCUCUGUACUGAUACUCACGCACCUUUACAUCCUGACAUCCACCCCGUUCAUCUCAUCCGUCAUCCCCAUUUCCCCCGGCCUCUACGCUCCGCAUCUCUACCGUUUACUUCCGCUCGGGAUCGUGGCACAGUAUGCUGCCGUGGCUGCUGAUACCUUCAGUUCUGAGCUCGGGAUCCUUGCCAAAUCGCAACCUUUUCUCAUCACAAAACCGUGGAAGCGGGUGCCGCGCGGCACAAACGGAGGUGUGACGUUGGAGGGUUUGCUUUAUGGCUUGCUCGGAGGCUUUCUGCUUACCAUCGUUGCGAACGGAGCGCUGCGGUUCUUGCCGCCUUUUAAUCGUCUGCAUGGGCCGGCGGUGCUGAUGCUCACGCUGAUGGGGCUGGUGGGAAGUGUGAUUGAUUCUGUACUGGGCGCGCUAGUGCAGGCUACAGUCACAGACAAGGGAAGUGGGAGGGUUGUGGAAGGAGAUGGUGGGAGGAGGGUGAAGGUCGUACCUGGAGGAAGUAGGGUGGUCGUUGGGAAGGAUAUCCUGACGAACAAUGGGGUGAACUUCGUCAUGGCGAGUCUCACGAGUGUGCUGGCGAUGGGUGGGAGCAGGAUAUACAUUUGA